AUGCUUCCAGUCACGCGCCCCGUCCCCUGGUCGCGCGCCCUGUCUCGUCGUCGCGCCGCCCUCCCCCCCCCCCCCACCUCGUCGCGCGCCCUACUCACCGCCGCGUCGCGCGCCCUGCCCGUCGUCGACGUGCGCGGCCGUCCCGCCGUCGACGCGCGGCCUCCCCGCCGUCGAUGCGCGCGCGCGUCUUGCCCACCGCCCUCCAUCUCCUUGGCCACCCUUCCCUCCUCCCAGCCACCCUUCCUUACCCUCUCGUGGGCGGCCUGCCACACCUCCCUGCAGGCGCCUUCCCCUCCCCCCCAUGGUGCGCCUUCUUCUGCCGUUUCUGCACCACCUCCUCCUUCUCCCCUCACCCCAUCCGCCUCUUCACCCUCCUCCUCCUCUCCUCAUUCCUUCCUCCCUUCCGUGCCUUUCCUCCCUUCCUCCACCUCCUUCCCCUCCGCAUCUGCCACCUGGCUGCGUGUUACUGAUUGCCACUUGGUGAUCGUGACCCUACUUCCUCCCCACACUCCGCUCCUUCACCCUCCUCCUCCUCUUCUCUCUCCCUCUAUUUCCCCCACCCUCUCACCUCUUCCUCCGCCUCUCUUCUCUCCCUAUCUGCUGCAGCUGCUGACUACAUCGCCCCUAUUCCUCCUCUUCUUUUCUCUCUCCAACACUGCUUUACUGCUAUCCCCUCCCCCAUAUGGGGCCUCUUCUCACUCUUACCUCUCUUCCUCUGCGCUUCCAUCCUCACCCUUCCCCCGCCGUACCUCCUCUCCUACCAUUGCCUUCCCUACUCUCCGCCCCCUUCGCUGCCCCUUCCUCCCCUUCCGCCCUUCCUACUUGCCGUUGUACCUCCCCUCUUCUCCACCCCUCUUCUUGGAUUCCGCUAUCCCAUCAGCGUCGCCGCUCUUCUGCCGCUGUAACCUCUGGGGUGCUCCCCCUCCCCCCUCCUCCCCUCCAUUGCAUCUGCUGCUGCUGUCGACUUCCUCGGUGCUGAGGGGGGUCGGGGCUGCGUCUGCUCCCAGUGGGAGGCGCAAGGGCGGCAGGGGCAAGGGGGGCAGGGGUGGCGGAGGUGGCGGCGGGGGCGGCGGCAGUGGAGGGGGUGGAGGGGGCGGGGGUGGUGGCGGUGGUGGGAGUAGCGCUGGUGGUGGGGGGGUCAGUGGCGGGGCAGGGGGUGGAGGCGGCGGAGGUGGCGGGGGUGGUGGUGGCAGUGGUGGCGGCGGUGGAGCAGGUGGCGGGCGCGGCGGAGCAGUGCAGCGUGGGGGGUUCGGCGGUGGCCAGAGGCAGCAGCAGCAGUGUCCCGGCGAGACUCCUUCGCCUCAGCAGCUCUGA
Messenger RNA from Closterium sp. Naga37s-1, 1314 nucleotides. NCBI's taxonomy places the organism in Eukaryota, Viridiplantae, Streptophyta, Zygnematophyceae, Desmidiales, Closteriaceae. The record is from the annotation of a GenBank genome assembly.